AUGUUAUAGAAUCCACAGUAACCGCCUCGUUUCAGGAACCGUCAGGAAGCGAGCGUGAUGCAGGACCCGCAUGCACAGCCGGAGACAAACUAGCUGGGAUGUUAGUUUAUUGGCAAUCACUCCAGUAAACAACAGCAGGCAAGAAUCAGUCAGACAGGCAACGGUCAGCAACGGGCGAUCCAGAUUACAGGCAAAAGCACCGACAGGGAACAGGCGAAGACUGGUAAAUACGACAAACGAAACACGGUUUUAUUCGAGCAGGAGCUGAUGAUGAACCGCUGGACUGAGGUGAUAACACGCUACGAUCUGGCAGAGAACUGAGCAAAUACCACUACUACUGUGGCUUCUGAUUUGUGAUCACGGUGGAGAAGAAUGAUAGUGCUGCUGCUGUUGGGAGCCUUUGUUUCUGUGGGUCUCGCUGAUGUUGUAGAAGAGAAGUAUGGGGCGACAUGCAUCAUGGAUCUGCCCACAGACACUUACUCCAUUGAAUUUGAGAGUUUUAGGACCUGGCGACCAAAGGUCUUGUGGAAACGCGACGACCCUUCAUACUCUCAGGACAGCAGGCUGCAGGUGACACCUUCCUCUUUCACCAUUAGACAGGUGACACAGAGAGACAGUGGCCUCUAUGUGAUGAAAGACAAAUAUAAAAACGAGCUGAAGAGCAGGACACUGAAGGUGAAAGAAAAUAUGGAGACCUACGAAUUGGGUUCUGGUGAACAACUCAGGUUCUCCUUUGAUUUGGAGCCAAAUGUCUGCAACAUUUACUUCAUCCCAAAAACCAAGUCUGAAGACAGAGGCUUAAAGAUUGUAAUAGUCGAUCAAGGAAAGCUGCAGACGUAUUUGGAGAAGUUGAACUGUUCUGGGUUUGAGCUGCUGAGGCCGUGUGGGAUUUUAAUGAGGGACCCACAGAUGUCAUGCAAGGGAUACUUUGAGAUCAGAGACGGCCGCAGUGACAAGGUGUUAGAGGUGGAGCUGAGAAAGACUGUUACAGAAACACAUACAAAAGACCCUCUCUACACAGUCAUUGGUGUUUCUGUUGGGAUUGUUGCACUUAUCGGCUGCUGCUGCUGCUGCGUGAAGUGCUGCAAAUGCUUGGGAUCUUCUCAUGAGACCGUCUCUGAACCAGCUGUGGCUCCUCCGGAGUAUAGCUAUGAGCCUGCUGCACCAUGGCAGCCCAGUCAGCCUUGGCUGCCACCGUACCCAGUGCCUGCUUAUACUCACAGCAACCCGCUGGUACAGAACCCACCGGCCGUGAACGCUGCUUAUGCUGAGGUUCCAGCUCCAGCUUAUGAUGCGACUGUCCUCAGCCUCAGUGACAACGAACCGCGGUUCGAGCUGAAGGGGAUGCGCUUCCCCUUGACGCUUCCUCACAGUUCAGACUCAGCUUACCAAGAUGUUUAUACCUCAGACAAACUCAACUUCAAAUGAAAGCCUUUAUUCACAAGGGUCUAUCCUGAAGUAUGUAACUGUGACACUCAAUAUAUAAAUGGGAGAUGCCUGGUUAUUACAAAUAAUGUGCAUUUUUAUAGAACCUAUGUAAAAAGGUGCUUCCACUCAUUUCUCAUUUUUAUUAUGGGUGACACCAACCUAAGAGCCUGUCAAUGUGCUAAGCAGGGCAUUGGACUUGUACACAACGUCCACAGGGUCCGAUGUGGAUGUGAUGUACAGUCACAGUUUCAGUGAAUCCUUCCUUCCAUUCCUGCAGGGAAGAUACAAAACGUAGCCUCAUGAUUAAUGUAUGAAUGUGUGUAUUUGAGACAAGACAGGUCAACUUACAGUAGUCAUAACUACAUUAGACACAUGUCACACGUGCACGUGUGUUUUUAUUGGCGCUGAUUGUUAAAAAAUGAGAACCACUAUCUGCCUUAUGCAGCUUUCAACAGGAAGCGGCAUCACUGGAUCUUAUCACAUGUUCACUUGAAACACGUCUAAAGCUUUAAAAUUAUGCAAUAGACUUGUUGAUGUUGCCUAUUUUGCCUGAAUGCAUGUUAAUGUCUGUUACUGCACACACAUUUGUGGUUAUAUACAAAUAACUCUUCUCUUUGGGAGCCACACUUCGUAUUUGUAUGUUUUUUUAUAAAUCUAUGUUGUAUCAUGUGCAUUAAAGCUGUUAACACUACUGCGAGCAGCAGCUCAUCAGAAAAUAAAUUCCUCUG
Betta splendens (Siamese fighting fish) is the source of this 2156-nucleotide messenger RNA. RefSeq lists its product as uncharacterized. The transcript has 8 exons. The coding region runs from base 373 to 1428 and encodes 351 amino acids. The record is from RefSeq and is a predicted model, not a curated record. NCBI's taxonomy places the organism in Eukaryota, Metazoa, Chordata, Actinopteri, Anabantiformes, Osphronemidae.